This is a messenger RNA of Salvia hispanica, 2809 nucleotides long. Its product is annotated as protein KINESIN LIGHT CHAIN-RELATED 3. NCBI's taxonomy places the organism in Eukaryota, Viridiplantae, Streptophyta, Magnoliopsida, Lamiales, Lamiaceae. The record is from RefSeq and is a predicted model, not a curated record. Gene Ontology annotation, molecular function: protein binding.
UUUCGUCUGACCUUUCACCUCUGCCACUUUCUCUCAACAAAUUCCCAUUUAUACCCUUCCUCUCUUCACCUAAUGCCGCCUCUGUCCAUCCUCUCUCAUCGCCGAAAUUUUCUAUAUACACAGUUGAGUCCCACUCUCGAAAAACCCACCAAAAAGACAAGAUAUUUUUUUCCACUUCUUCGUCUCCCCUCUCUCUCUCUAGACACCUCUCACAUGGUUUUUUGAAAAAGGAGGUGACUGAUUGUGUUUGAAGAGAUCAUUCUCUAUUUAUUUAUUUAUAUAUUAAUUUGUUCUUAUAAUGCCUGGAAUUGUGAUGGAUGGGAUUCAUGAAGAUGUGAAUCAUGGGAUAGUGAAUGAGGAUGGAGAUUCUAAUUCUUGCAAGGAAAACUCAGCUGUGAAUAACUCUCCAGCUGCUGGGCAGGCCCCAGAAGCCCCCCAAAAUGGGGAUGGAGGGGAAAAGGCUGAAGAGGGGGCCGAGACCUCAAUCGACCAGCUCUAUGAGAAUGUGUGUGAGAUGCAGAGUUCUGAUCAAUCACCUUCAAGGCAUAGUUUUGGAUCUGAUGGCGAUGAGUCACGGAUUGAUUCUGAGUUGAGGCAUCUUGUGGGAGGAGAGAUGAGGGAGGUUGAGAUAAUUGAGGAGGAUGAAGAGUUGCAGAGGCCGGAUAAUGGUGAUUCUGGUUCGAAGAAAGAUAGUUCAGUGGAGAAUUCUCAAUCUGUGGAUGCAAAGAAAGCUUCUCACUUGCAGUUAGAAUCUGAAAUUUCUGGAAUAUCAAGUUCAAGUCCAAAGGAAAAAAGUCCUCCAAAACUGCCUAUUGAUAGGCGUAGCGAGAAGAGUUCUAAGAAAACGUCUCCGGGUGGUUUGUUGAAGAAACAGAGGAACUCAGCUGCUGGGAGUGUGAAGCUGCAAAAUGGAAACGAGGAUCAAUCUGAGGCAGGAUUGGAAAAUCCUGAUCUUGGGCCGUUUCUUUUGAAGCAAGCUAGGGAUUUGAUGUCGUCUGGGGAUAAUGCUCGGAGGGCUCUUGAUCUAGCUCAGCGGGCUGCUAAGUCGUUUGAGAAAUGUGCUGAUGGGAAGCCAAGUUUGGAUGUGGUCAUGUGUUUACAUGUAACUGCUGCCAUACAGUGUAGCUUGGGCCAGUAUGGAGAUGCUAUUCCAGCAUUGGAGCAUUCGAUUGAGAUUCCCGUGGUUGAGGAAGGGCAAGAUCAUGCCCUUGCUAAAUUUGCUGGUUAUAUGCAGUUGGGAGAUACUUAUGCUAUGUUGGGCCAGCUCGAGAAUUCAAUUUCGUGUUACACGACUGGUUUGGAUGUUCAAAAACAAGUGCUUGGAGAGAAUGAUCCUAGAGUUGGUGAGACUUGUAGGUAUUUAGCUGAAGCUCACAUCCAAGCAAUGCAAUUUGACGAAGCUCAAAAGCUUUGUCAAAUGGCUCUAGACAUACAUAGAGAGAACGGAGCGCCUGCUUCUGUUGAGGAGGCAGCAGAUAGGAGACUGAUGGGGAUGAUCUGUGAAUCAAAGGGAGACCAUGAAGCUGCUCUCGAGCAUCUUGUUUUGGCAAGCAUGGCUAUGGUGGCUAAUGGGCAGGAAUCAGAAGUGGCUUCUGUUGAUAGUAGCAUCGGGGAUACCUAUCUCUCUCUAAACAGAUAUGAUGAGGCAAUUUUCGCUUAUCAGAAAGCACUUACGUCUCUCAAGACUUCCAAAGGGGAGAACCAUCCAGCUGUUGCGUCUGUUUUUGUUCGUCUAGCUGACUUAUAUAACAAGACGGGGAAGUUUAGGGACUCGAGAUCCUACUGUGAGAAUGCCCUGCGGAUCUAUGAAAAGCCCGUCCCUGGCAUUGCUCCUGAGGAAAUUGCUAGUGGCCUGACUGAUAUCUCCGCCAUUUAUGAGUCCAUGGAGGAGCCUGAGCAGGCGCUGAAGCUGCUAAAGAAGGCUCUAAAGAUGUAUAACGAUGCUCCGGGUCAGCAGAACACAAUUGCUGGCAUUGAAGCUCAGAUGGGAGUUUUGUACUAUAUGUUGGGAAACUACUCUGAAUCUUACUCCUCCUUUAAAAGCGCAACAACAAAGCUUCGUGCUAGUGGAGAGAAGAAAUCAGCUUUCUUUGGCAUUGCACUGAACCAGAUGGGCUUAGCUUGUGUGCAGCGUUAUGCAAUUAACGAGGCUGUUCAAUUGUUUGAAGAAGCAAGGAGCAUUCUAGAGCAAGAAUACGGACCAUACCAUCCAGAUACACUUGGAGUUUACAGUAACCUUGCUGGAACCUAUGAUGCAGUUGGAAGAUUGGAUGAUGCAAUAGAGAUUCUUGAAUUUAUUGUGGGAAUGAGGGAGGAAAAGCUCGGGACGGCAAAUCCAGAUGUCGAAGAUGAGAAGAAGAGGCUGGCUGAGCUACUAAAGGAGGCAGGCAGGGUCCGAAACAGGAAAAACCGGUCACUCGAAACACUCCUUGAUACGAGCCAAAAUACGAAGGCUGUGAACAGCAAUGGUGGCAUCAAGGUGUGAGUAAGAUAGCUGUACAAAGACCUUUACACAUUUUUUUCUUCUUUUCAUACAACAUCAAAGAAAACAAAAAAAAAGGUAUACUUGAUUGAGUUUGGUGGCCUAGAUUCUUAUUCUGCACUGGUAAUGGCAUUUUACAGGUUGGGAUUUUGAUUAUUUUAUUGAAUCAUGCUGUAGUAGUUGUGAGAAAAGUGGUUGUUGUCUAUUGUACCUAUUUAUUUAUUUUAUCAUGUUUUGGGUGUACAAUUGUUCAUUUGUAUAUUCUUAAUGUAUGGGAUGAUAUUAUUCAUGUUAAUCAUAUAACAUGCCUAAUUUGCUUUUCUUUUA